CUAGAGCCUGAGAAGGGAAACAUUUAGAUUUGAAGGAAGGAAGUGUGUUUAAGGGCUCUAUUUCACUUUAUUAGAGGAACAGGACUAAUGAGGAGAAUUUCAUGUAGUUAGGCCAUGACUGGUCGCACACUCCAGUACAGUAGGUGGCGAUGUAUGCACCUUAAGUUGGAUGCGAUCUGCCAACCCAAUCCUGAAGAAGAGAAGGCGGGCGAACCCAGCGUGCUUUUAAUCCUAACGUUAAUAAACUCUUAUGAUCAAAGUCAGUGUAAUAUAUACAGAAUAGCAACCUCGAGAGUUGCAUCUUUUCUGUUUGUAUUGCUAGAUAAGCACUUAUUGUAGCCUUGUCGUUAACUUAUCCAGCAAUCUCAGAAGAAACGCUUUGUUAGCCUAGCUAGCUACAAAGUUGUCUACAAAGUUGGCUUGGGAAGUGAGCUAAAGCUAGCUAGCCAUUCUAAGUAUAAAAAUCGACCUCAAUUCGGACGGGACAAUAUGGCAACUAAGAAGUCAUCUGAAAUGGACAUCUUCCUUUCCUUCUCUUCCCUACGCCUCCUGGCCCCUCCCAUCCGGCUGGUCUCUGCUGCCAUGUGGAAGGUGAUGAAGCAACGCGAUGUGAUGCAUUAUGGGACGCUGGAGGAGUUUGUGACAUCCUGCUGUGAGACUGUCCCUGGCCUGCUCACUUCUAGACACCAGGCCAAGCUGGCUCUGGGGCUGAGAUCACGGCUGAUCUUAGAGCUGUGCAAUGGCUCAGACCCACCAGAUCCAGCGGUUAUUCUUCCCCAGCUGGAAAGGAUCCGUGCCCCCACCACGUCCUCUGCCCUGAAAAAGGAUGUGAAGAUUGAAACAGCAGUGACCAACCUCCGGGACCUGGUUGAAAGCUUUCUGAAAGACCCCACAGAGAGAGAACUAUUCUACAAGGUGGAGUUUCCGUCAGAGUAUGGGCCUCAGUUUGACCAGGAGCUGGAGAAACUGCUGUGGGAGUUCUUGCUCAGACUGGACCAGCUUCUCCCAGUGCCCAACCUGGCUCAGACGGUGUCGUGGCUCACUGCUGCCCCUCCUGUCCUGGAGGAGUGUGCGCAGGCUGCCUCCCAACCCCAGCUCCUGAGGACCCUGCUCCAGCACCAGAUCUGCCUGGGACACCUGGAUUCUGCAGCUUCUCUCCCUCCGUGUAUGGGCGACUACCUCCUCUCAUCACUGUCUCUUCCUCCCUCUGGAAGAGUGCAGCAAAGCGUCCAAUCAAGAUCUAAGCCUGCCUCGGUUUCCACCCCAAGCCCUCUGUCUUUAACCCCAUUAACUGAUUACAGACAGACAAACUUGUCAUCGUCUGUCGCACCUGUGAUUGGCGGGAUUUGUAACGAAGACCUUCCAGUCAUGGCUUCAGCCAAUAAGAGGGCAAGAACUUUCCAGGAAGAUGUUAAUAUCCAAUCGGUUUCAAGAGAUGUGGAGGAGGACGCUGAGUCAACGGAGAGGUCAAAAUAUACAUGGGUCAAAAGCAGAGAAGAGGAAUCCGAAGAGGACGAGGAGAUCAUGGUCAUGAGAAGAGGAAGGAAGAGGAAUGUGAGAGACAGAGGGAGUAAAAGAGUGCUCAGGAGUGGGCGUGGGGGGGGGUUUGUUAGAGAUGAAGAGGAGGAUAUGACGAGCGGUAGAGAUGGAGAGACUGAGAGAGACCUUCUUAGGGACCGUUUGGUCCAGUUGGGGAUCGCAAACCUCAAGGUUCCGGAAGACCAUCGCCUCUAUUCUUACAUCACAUCCUGUCUGCUCAACAAACCCAUGGUGCUCAUCCCCCGACUGACUUCAACAGACAUCACUGCUCUUAUGAGGUCACAACCUCCUUCCUGCAGCAACGGGACACCAACAGCAGGGGAAGGGAGCUCUCCAUGGGGACAGAACAAAAGGCCAAAGUUGCUGGUGAUAACGGCAUGUCGGCUUCCUUCGACCCGGCAACGGAAGUUGAGUGACAGGUCAUUGACCCUAGAUAUGGAGCUUCCAGCAUCAGCUGACAAAGAGUAAGAGAAAUACAGGUGCUGAUUUAAACAACCAAGGAUACUUUCCUAUUCUAGCAUGGUUUCCAGAUCUGGCUGUGCUUUCUAUAGUAAAAUGAUGUUCAUUCAUCGUUCCAUAUGUUCAUCAUCCCAUACAUGUAAGUGGCAUGAUGGCAAACAACUGUGUAAUUGUUUAAAGUAGCAACAGAUCGAGCAAUCAGGCUAGUCAAAUACCCACUAGUACUACAGUUUUAACAUUUUUUAUUGCUUUUAUGCUAUUUUCACAAGUAUGUUGUGACUUUUCAAAAGGCUUAGUACAAAACUCCAAACUGGUAACACUUGUAACGCAGAAAGUCUCAUAUUCAAAACGUCAUUCUACGUUCAUUUUGAAGACAACUUUCACCACACAACCAUUAAAGGUGCCACACCUUGAAUCUCUCCCCUAUGUGGAAGCUAGGUGAAUUGUAACAGUACUUGGCAGCGUUCAAAACACUGAAAUUGAGCAAACCUUGUAGAAUUUUAGCAACCAGGAAAUUACAGAGUGAUUUCUACAUUGGCCGCUUGACCAGAUUUCCACUAUAUAACAGCCACAAAGUCAAAACGGAUUUCCCAAUUUGACAACAGAUGCCGCUUCGGGAGAAAUCAAAAAGCGAAUAUCACAGCCAAUCACAACACUGGCGGAAAUGUUAACUUCUCCAGUAACCGGUGACACGGAGGAUGUCAUUUGAUAGAGGAUGAAGCGACAGAGAAUUUCAAAGGCAGUUCUGUGCUCUGUCUCCCCCAGGUGUUUGUGAAGCCUUCCUACAGGUCCAAGCACAACACCUAAGUGCCCGACACUCAGGGAGUUCUUUAAGCCCGGCAUGGCCCGACGCCACCUGCCGUCUCACGGCAACGGACACAGAUGACGCUCAAUAAUUCACAGGUCUAUGGCAAAAUCAUUUCUAGCCUGGUCCCAGCUGUUUGUGCCGUCAUGCCAAUUUAUAUGGUCUGUUUGCUAGACACGGCAAAAUCAUUUCACCAUCCACGUAAGAAAAUAUUUAAUAGUGACUGACCAGCAUAGUUUACAUUUUCUUUGUAUCUGAAUCACUUUGGAAUAAGCAUUUUUUUUAAAAACCUGGGUGACUUUUAUUGUGAAGUCAGAAGGAUUGACCUGUCACCAAAACUUCCCUACCUGUGUCCUGUAAUACUAGUUCAAUUGGCCAACACGUUUUCUUUUAGGGGUGAUAGAAAUAUGUUGACACAUUGAUAACUGAGGCAACAACUUGCACAAAUUAGUUGGAGAAAAGAGUUUUGCUAAUUAGUUUGGCUAUUAUCUAUAAUUCGAGUUCAAUUGUCCCUUUCUAAUAACUAGAUGCAGGAUCUUCAAACAGCAAAUAAUGAAUCAAAGGGAAAUUGAUGCAUCUGCCAAAUAAUGUAGUUAUUUUUCACACAUCCAAUGUCUUAGUGUGAAGAACUACAAUGUAGUUGUGUAUAGUAUAAUAAAUGUUGUAUUCACUA
Molecule: messenger RNA, 3476 nt
Organism: Salmo salar (Atlantic salmon)
Lineage: Eukaryota; Metazoa; Chordata; Actinopteri; Salmoniformes; Salmonidae
Biological process (GO): telomere capping; regulation of telomere maintenance via telomere lengthening
Cellular component (GO): shelterin complex
Molecular function (GO): telomeric repeat DNA binding
Source: RefSeq, a predicted model, not a curated record